AUGGAAAGUCGUGCGCGCAUACCAGUCGCUGCUCCAGUUGCUGAUCCGCUAUCAUCAUACUGGCAAACCCCGAAAUCUUCACUCGCAAAUAUCAAUCAUGGCGAGGACAAUUCUCACGAGCCAUACGAUUUUAUCAUUAUUGGAUCGGGUAUGUCAGGGACCAUGAUCGCGUACAAUCUGCUCAAGAAAGAUCCCAAGCGUCGCAUAAUGAUGUUGGAAGCGCGUGAAAUCUGCAGUGGAGCAACAGGUCGAAAUGGAGGCCACACGAAAGCAGCGAGUUACCGAUCGUAUCUACAAAAUGUGGAAGGGCUUGGUGAAGAGGAGGCGUUGAAGAUUGCGCGAUUGGAGUACAACAACAUCAUUGAAACACACCAGUUGGCAGAAGAGCUGAACAUCGACUGUGAGAACAAGCUAUGCAAAACAGUUGAUAUCAUCUACGAUAGACCUACGUUUGAGCAGGGGAAGUUGGCCAUUCAAGCGCUACGUGCAGCUGUGAAGGAAGAAGAAACGCAGUCGGAGAAGAUGGCUUGGUACAACAUCCAUGAGAACGUUGAGACUGUGAGCAAGCAUUUCCAAGUCAGUACUAAGAGCGAGAAUCCUGCAGUCAAAGGCGUGGAAGAAGUUUCUGGUGCAUUCGAGUACCUGGCUGGCAGGGUGCAUGCAUACCGCUUCGUUACAGGCGUGCUGGCCGAGUGCAUCAAAAUGGGACUGCAGAUUUGCACAAACACAUCUGUGUUGAAACUCGAGCCUUCAAGGAGCCACACCGAUUCUGUAUGGGAAGUUCUUACAGCCGAUAAUGUCUUCAUAGCUCGAGACACAAUUCUUGCUACGAAUGGUUACACGCCCUUCCUCGAACAAUCUCUUCAGGGCAAGAUUGUCCCAAUGCGAGGCCAAAUCACAGUUCAAAAGCCGGGCGCGCGUACAUCUUUGCCAUCGCCACUGCCAAAUACAUUCUCUUUCAUCUACAAGGAUGGUUACGAGUAUAUGAUACCGAGACCUCUGUCCGAAGGUGGUCAGCAUAUUAUCAUUGGAGGUGGCCUUGGCCGCCAGCCAGAUGCUGGUGCAAGUGAGUUUGGUAUCGUCGAUGAUGCUUCGCUCAAUCCGGGUAUGUCGGCCUACUUGCGCGGCAGUCUCCUCGGCUACUUCGGCUCUACCACUUGGGGGGAAAGCAACGAUGAAGAGGCUUCGAAUCGAGUCGUGCAUGAAUGGUCAGGAAUAAUGGGUGCCACAGCAGACGGGCGUCCAUUUGUGGGAAAGAUACCAGGGAGUCUAGCCUACCAGAAAUCAGAGGCAGAUAUUUCUUUCAGAAAUCUGUGGAUAUCGGCGGGCUUCAACGGACAUGGCAUGGUGCAGUGUCUGAAGUCGGCAGAGGCCCUUGUCAACAUGAUCGACAACGACAAAAAAUGUGGGCAUAAAAAAGGAUCGGCUAGUUUGGAUGGUUUGGACUGGUUUCCAAAGAGCUAUAUCGUGACUGAAGAGCGGCUUUCGCAAUGCCACUUCAAGGGAAGGAAGGACAUGCUG
Molecule: messenger RNA, 1521 nt
Organism: Boeremia exigua
Lineage: Eukaryota; Fungi; Ascomycota; Dothideomycetes; Pleosporales; Didymellaceae
Product: FAD dependent oxidoreductase-like protein
Exons: 1
Cellular component (GO): cytoplasm
Molecular function (GO): oxidoreductase activity
Source: RefSeq, a predicted model, not a curated record